Molecule: messenger RNA, 709 nt
Organism: Salvia hispanica
Lineage: Eukaryota; Viridiplantae; Streptophyta; Magnoliopsida; Lamiales; Lamiaceae
Product: threonine-tRNA ligase 2
Source: RefSeq, a predicted model, not a curated record
UUUUGACAUUUCUGCUAAAACAAAUUGAUCUUUUACUUUGUUAGUACAACUAUCUGAGUUCGCAUUCGUCGUGAGGGAGGGAGCGAAAAUGGCGGCGGAAUCAAACAAUCUCGAAGAAACACUGAGGCCCUUUUACCAAAGAGCUUCUGAAGCAGAGGAUCGCCUGGCAAGACUUGAAGCUUCACUGGCCAAAAACAAAGGAUCUGGAAAUGACGAACAGCUUAAGUUGGUGGGCGACCUCCAAUCACAGCUCGAGAGUGCAAAGGCCGAGCAGCUUGCUGAAAGGGAAAAGGCUACGAAGGAGUUGCAGAGGCUUACAACUGAAAAUGCAAAGCUAGAAUACCGGAUCAUACAUCUUGUUCGAGCAUUGAAGGAGGCUGGUAGCAAACCGGUAGCUAAGUAAGAGACUCAUUGCGGCUGUUUACUUGAUGCGGAGUCCAAGUCAGGACUGAACAGCUACUUUGCAAGUAUUGAGUUUAUCUGAAACAUUGGCUUUGCAAACUCUCACCAUUUAACCUCUCAUGUUGUUAAGUAACCUGGGAAACUAAUUAGAUCGCGUAUUCUCUAGUGUGGAGAACUUCGUUCCAACGCAUAUUUGAUCAUAUUAUGAUUGCUCUAGCUUCUCUCAAAGAGAUGUUAUGUCUGAUCAUGAGCAGAUUGAUAAUUUGCUUUCUAUAGUAAAGAAACCAAAAUGCAUGUUUUACUUUCA